This is a messenger RNA of Paramecium tetraurelia, 924 nucleotides long. RefSeq lists its product as uncharacterized. NCBI's taxonomy places the organism in Eukaryota, Ciliophora, Oligohymenophorea, Peniculida, Parameciidae. The record is from RefSeq and is a predicted model, not a curated record. The transcript has a single exon.
AUGGAGCAAAAUACUAAAACUAACUAAGAAUAUGUAAAGGAAUCUUGUUAAUUUUAGUUUAAAAAACUGAUGCUGAUCCGGAAGAAAAUGAAUGAUGUGAAGGCUGAUCAGAGUCCCACUGUGAUUAAAUACCUGGUGAGAAGAAAGAGUGCCGAUGAAAUUCAGGUACCUUUGCAUGAUGUCGAAUAUAACAAUCAACCAGAGAAGAAAAAUGUGCUGUACUUUAAGAACUUUCAAAAGGUGACAAUAGAUCCGCAUAUAAAAAUGGAUGAAAUUAAUGAAGAAAAAUGGACAAUCAUGACCAAUAAUUAUAAAUCACUCAUAGAGAAAUCUCGCUAAAGUGUUUAAAAAAAUAACGACUAUGGUUAGAGUCUAUUCCAUAAUAAGGAACCACGUAAGAUGUAAUUCAUUACAAGGAGAUAGUCAAUUGAAUAUCGAUUACGUGAAAUUACUACUGCUACCAGCAAUAACACUUCAGUCUCACCUCUGAAAUUGAAUACUCAAUCCAAUCUCAAUCCUUCAGUAGAUCCCACAUAUGCUCGAUUCAAAAAAUAUUAUUAAAGGAUAGGCAUCCCCACUGACAGUCCCAUUAAAAUGAGACUAUAAAGGAUGAUGUCUAUUCCAAUGGCCCCUCAAAAGAAGAAAGACAAAAGUACUUAUUCAACGAAUUCUCAAAAUCGUUCUCCUUCUCCUGUUUCUAAGAUUCUGCACACAAAAUCCAAUAAUCAAUCGUAAUACCUCAAAGAAAUCAGAGAGAUAUGUUCCAUUGCCUCUAAUUAUCAUGCAUAAGUUAAACAAGAUGAAAAAAACCAAAUUUAGCAUGCAAGUUAACAGGUUGGAUACAUCUAAGCUGAAUUCGAUAAAUUUCACAAUAUGUUAACAUCAGAUUUAGAAACUGUCAAUUUCAUUGAUCAUAAAAAGUGA